AUGUCUCAAACACUUCAAUCACUUGUCAUACCAAGCGAUUUGGCGGCUCCUACUUUCAGCCGCCGCCUGUCCUCUAUUACUGAUACUCCCAUUGGUUCGUCCCACGAAGCACCAAUAGCAGUCGUCGACGACGAAGAAAUCCCGACGAUCGACUAUUUCUCGCUCUUCUCACCUGACGAACCUGCCCACCGUUCCGCGGCCCUCGACUGCCUCUCCGCAGCUUGUGAGCACUAUGGCUUCUUCAACCUUGUGAACCAUGGGAUUCCUGAUGAAGUGAUAGAUGGUGCUUUGAGGGGGAUCGCCGAUUUCUUCGAGCAAACGCCGGUGGAGGAGAAGAGCAAGUACAGGAAAGGUGAUCCGAGGGCUCGGAUUCUUUGGGAUGCCAGGUGUCACGCCGGCGAGAACAGGGAACAUCUCAAACUCCUCGCUCGUCCAACUUUCCACUGCCCUCCUAAUCCUCCAUCCUUCAGAGAAGCAUUGGGAGAGUACGUAACCAGAUUCCAUGAGGUGAAGCUGGGUUUAGCAAGGGCUAUGUCCUUAGUCUUGGGACAGGAAGAGUCCUACAUCGAGGAUGCUUUCGAUCUGGAGUCAGGCUUCGACGUGGCUGCCAUGAAUCAUUACCCACCAAACUUCAAGUCGAAGGGCACCAUGGGACUGGCUGAACACACCGAUCCUGGUUUCAUCAUCUCCCUCAUCCAAGAUAUGGAUGGCGGUCUUCAAAUCCUAACCCACCAAGGACAAUGGAUCAACGUCCACAUCCCUCCCAAUGCCAUUUUAAUUCAACUUGGCGACCAAUUGGAGGUCUUGACUAAUGGCAAGUACAAGAGUCACAUCCAUCGCGUGUUGGUGGGUAAGUACAAGGCGAGGAGGAUCUCGAUAGGCACACUCCACGGGCCAUCUAUUGACAAACUUGUGGCCCCAGCUCUGGAAUUCGUGGACGACACUCACCCGCUGGCUUAUCAUGGAAUGACCUACUCGGAUGCUUUGGAAGCCAAUAACCGUUACGAAAUUGAAGUUCAGUCAUGCAUUGAACAACUUCGAAUUCCAUCCCUAUAA
This is a messenger RNA of Linum tenue, 1056 nucleotides long. Lineage: Eukaryota; Viridiplantae; Streptophyta; Magnoliopsida; Malpighiales; Linaceae. The record is from the annotation of a GenBank genome assembly.